This is a messenger RNA of Marchantia polymorpha subsp. ruderalis, 866 nucleotides long. NCBI's taxonomy places the organism in Eukaryota, Viridiplantae, Streptophyta, Marchantiopsida, Marchantiales, Marchantiaceae. The record is from the annotation of a GenBank genome assembly.
AACCUCACAACAUUGCCUAUCCGGCUCACGAGUUUCUACCCGACUGGAGAUUUGGAUUGUCGAGGACUCAGCUGCUGCAAUUGGACGUAAAUUGGAGCUGAAUUUGAAGAUCGAUCGCAGACCUGUUUGAGGAUCUGCUCUUCGGCUCUGUUUGUGGCCUCUCAUCAUGUCAGGACGAGGAAAAGGAGGAAAGGGUUUGGGGAAAGGAGGAGCCAAGCGUCACAGGAAGGUCUUCAGAGAUAACAUUCAAGGAAUCACGAAGCCUGCCAUCCGAAGGCUGGCGAGAAGAGGCGGUGUGAAGCGAAUCAGCGGUCUGAUUUAUGAAGAGACCCGAGGAGUGCUCAAGAUCUUCCUGGAGAACGUGAUCCGUGAUGCUGUCACUUACACGGAGCACGCCCGACGCAAGACUGUCACUGCUAUGGACGUCGUGUACGCUCUCAAGAGACAGGGAAGAACCCUGUACGGGUUCGGAGGGUAGAUGCUCUGUUCCUCGUUUCCGUCGGCCCCGAUCGUGUUCAUGGUGGAGGCUGCGGUAAGAUUGUAUAGAUGACUGAUGACAAAUGAUCGAGAGUUCUUGCCGCUAGCACAGGGCUUUUCCCAUGUGGAAUUUUUAAUACUUAGUGGUUCUCCUUUGUGACGCCUCAGAAAUAGCUGGAGCGACAAAGUUUUGUAGUUGUGCUAAUGCGUCACAGGACCAAUUUCCUCGUGAUCCGUUUCUCCGCACAGUAGAAUUGACUGACCAUAUCUGGCUACGCCAAAAAUUGUAUAUUGAUGGUUGAUCCAUCCCUCCCGAGAAUAGCAAUAAAAAUUGCGAUUCACAGUUACAUUUCUUCGUGACGUGUGUUUGCAUCGGUAGUAACGGAAUG